Molecule: messenger RNA, 2532 nt
Organism: Varanus komodoensis (Komodo dragon)
Lineage: Eukaryota; Metazoa; Chordata; Lepidosauria; Squamata; Varanidae
Gene: ITFG2
Product: integrin alpha FG-GAP repeat containing 2
Exons: 12
Coding region: 314-1648 (444 amino acids)
Biological process (GO): regulation of TOR signaling
Cellular component (GO): KICSTOR complex
Molecular function (GO): protein binding
Source: RefSeq, a predicted model, not a curated record
UAACAACAACAACAACAACAUUGGAGAGUUACUUCUCAGCCACACGUAAAACCAAAAUCUACACCAGGGCUAAUGAUAUUUUAAUAUGAAUUGUCAGGAUAGUUGUAUAUUUUAUUCUUAAAUCUGAAAAAAUACACUGAGCAUUUGUUUCCAACUUGUGUCUUUGGACUGGAUUUGGACGGAAAACAUGCGCUGCUGUCCAAUGAUUGGACCCAAUGGCGCAUUCUUCUUGCAGCGCUCUGUCAUAGACAUCUAGAGCGGCUGUCAGACGCUUGCGACGGGUGAAAAAGUCCUGAAUCGCCAAGGUGGGAGCAUGCGAUCGGUCAGUUACGUACAGCGAGUGGCGCUGGAGUUUAGCGGGAGCGUCUUCCCGCACGCCAUCUGCUUAGGAGAUGCCGACAAUGACUCGCUGAAUGAACUAGUGGUUGGAGACACCAGUGGGAGACUAUUCAUAUACAAGAAUGAUGAAGGCAAGCCUUGGACUACUCGCUUAUGUCAAGGAAUGCUUACCUGUGUUGGUGUUGGGGAUGUAUGCAAUAAAGGAAAGAACUUGGUUGUUGCAGUGAGUGCUGAGGGUUGGUUUCAUCUCUUUGACUUCACUUCACCCACAAAGCACCUGGAUGCCUUGAGCCACCAUGAACCCCCAGCAAUAGAUGACCAAAAGCUGGGCUUCAAGCAGCACAUUCCUGCCAACACCAAAGUUAUGCUGAUCAAUGACAUUGAUGGAGAUGGAAAGAGUGAACUGGUAGUGGGUUAUACAGACCGUGUGGUGCGUGCCUUUCGUUGGGAGGACUCAUCUGAGAGUUCAGAAUAUAUAUCUGGGCAGCUGGUGCUGCUCAAAAAGUGGCUGCUGGAAGGACAGGUGGAUAGCCUGUCAGUAAAUCCAGGUCCUGAUUGUGCUCCUGAGAUGAUGGUGUCCCAGCCAGGAUGUGGUUAUGCAGUUUUACUCUGUACUUGGAAAUCAGAGCAGCAGCUUCCAAAAGAGAGGAUAGACAGCUCUGCAGCUAGCAGGGAAGCCCCAGUUCGGGAUGUUAUUAUCCAUCAGACAUCAGGUAGAAUUCACAACAAAAAUGUUUCUACCCAUCUCAUUGGCAGCAUUGGCAGAGGGACUCUGAAACUCAUGGAGGGAGCAGACAAGCUGCUGUGGUCAGUGCAGGUCGACCACCAACUUUUUGCUCUAGAAAAACUGGAUGUUACUGGCAAUGGACAUGAAGAGGUAAUUGCCUGUGCUUGGGAUGGACAGACAUACAUCAUAGACCACAGCCGUACAGUGGCUAGGUUCCAAGUAGAUGAAAAUGUGAGUGCGUUCUGUGCAGGCCUCUUUGCCUGCAAAGGAGGCUUUAACAGCCCUUGUCUGGUAUAUGUCAGCUUUAACCAAAAGAUCUACAUCUACUGGGAUGUGCAGUUAGAGAGAAUGGAAUCCACCAAUUUGCUGAAGAUACUAGAGAAUAACUCUGAAUACAGAGAUCUUCUGCUCCAGCUGCAUGUGGCUGAAGAUGAUGUUUCUGCUGUCAAAGAUCUGAUUCACAAGAGCUUAUACUUUCCAGAGGAGCAGCUCAAGAACUCUUCUCAUUACACACUUUCACCCAGAACAUUCUCCUCUAACAGCCAUUCCAUUACUCAAGAAACUGAUGAAUAUAUAGUAUAGAUCCACAUAACUUAUAGCACUGUUUCUCAUGUCCUGUUAGGAUAUGGGUGUCCUUGUUGCAUCAAACUCAGUGACCUGGAUCACACAUAAUGAUAACUGAAAGUACAGGUUCAGCAUGGAUUGAACAUGGGUUCUGGUUAAAUCAUGGGUUGUUUUUACAUGUAAAGGUUAUACUAUGGUUUAGGUACAGGUAAUUAACCAAAAGGAGCCCAGAGUUCACAGCAACCAUGAGUUCAUUUCCUGGGUUGCUCAUGGUUAACAACCUGUUAAAAAGCAACAGCACAGGGUAAAUACAUUAUGGCAACUCCCAUUUUAACAACAGUCCAUGAUUCAACAACCCAUACUAAGUCCAUUUUAUGUGCAAAACCAGGUCAAUCUGUUCCAUUUAUCCUAAUUAAUUUUCUAGGCAGUUGAAGCUUCAUAACAAGCCAUGUCUGAAGCUUUUCAGUCAAUAGGUAGAUCCAGGAAUCAGUUGAACUUAAACUGAUGACAAACUGCUAACCAAAAGCAAAAUAAUAGGAAAUGCUCUUUUGCAUUCUUCUCAUGUUUCACUGUCUCUUCUAGUGAAAACAUAGUUUCAAAUUUUAAGUUACAAGGAUGAAAGCCAUUAAGUAAAUUCAGGAAACCUCAGUUCUUAAUACUGCUAACUGAACGGUUAAUUGAAAGGGGACAGAGAAGCUAACUGUAAAGAUGGGGUGGGAGGAUGUGUUUGCAUGGGGAGCAGGGUUCUUCUGAAGCCAGUAGGUUAAUACAGAAGUUCAUACCAUUCAAAAGCACCAUGCCAGUAUGCAAACAUUAUUGGAUUUAAGUUUGUACUUUUGUGUACUCCUGCUUAUUUUAGUCAUCUAUUCGUUGAAAACUUGAAUAAAGAUAAUUUUAAAGGA